ACAUACACACUGGAGGGUAUGGUUACCCUGCAGUUGGUGCCAUGCAGAGUUAAGCUACAACAAACUAGAUUGCGUCCACUGGAGCUGCUGCUGCUGUUUUCUCUGACCAAGGAUUUGUGGCUUUUUCCUUCUUUUCGCCCCUCGGUCUGUUGUUCCUCUCUGAUUUAUCAGUUGUUCUACUACCAGCCUACUGAUUUUUCUCCUGCAUUGACAUGGAAACAUCCCAACUCACUGAACCAAGUCUGAUGCAUGUAGGCUAUGACCCAAUCUGAAACCUGCACUAACCCAACUGUAAUAGGCCUGCAGUGUAUCCGGUUGCAGAAGAUGUUCACAGAAUCGAAGUUUCCUUCAGCCGACUGGAUCCACACAAAGUUAAGGCACAGGAGGGAAAGUUUCUGAACUCCGCUGGCCUCCAUCCACUGGGGGACUUGGAAGAGCCUGGGGCGACAUGAGGCUGUGUAACCGGGGUAUGCUGAUGCUGCUGACCACGGCGGGGGCUUUCUGUGCCUUCAGCCUCAUGACCAUCGCAGUGGGCACGGACUACUGGCUGUACUCCCGCGGGAUGUGCCGCUCCAAGAACCUCAACGACAACGAGACCGUCCGCAAGAACGAGGAGGUCCUGACCCACUCCGGUCUGUGGAGGACCUGCUGCACUGAGGGGACAUUUCGGGGCGUUUGCAAAGACAUUGAUCAUUUUGCUGAGGAUGCAGACUAUGAGCAGGAUGCCGCAGAGUAUUUACUACGAGCAGUCCGAGCCUCCAGCCUCUUCCCCAUCCUCAGUGUGGGAUUAUUGUUUCUUGGAGGUGUGUGUGUAGCUGCCAGCGAGUUCUACAAGUCACGUUACAACGUCAUCCUCAGUGCGGGUAUACUCUUUGUCUCUGCAGGUCUCAGUAACAUUAUUGGCAUCAUCGUGUACAUAUCAGCAAACUCAGGGGACCCUAGCCAGAGCGACCAUAAGAAGAGCUACUCCUAUGGCUGGUCUUUUUAUUUUGGAGCUCUGUCCUUUGUGCUCGCUGAGAUGGUGGGCGUCCUUGCAGUUCAUGUGUUCAUAGAAAAACACAGACAGCUGCGCACUAAAGGCCGUCCAUCCCUCAUUAAGCCGCCCAUCUCUCGCAGUUCAUCUUACUACCGGAACCGAUGCUACCAGAACCGCUCACGCCGAUACAGUUACAGGGGCAACAGUGCAGGGGACUCGAUCUCCCACUCCAUUCGAGCAUCCUUGGUGCGAGACAGAGAGCCGUCGUUCUCAGCUGAAUCCAAAGCCAUGGAAUGUUUGCCGCCGCCGGUGACAGUGGGCUCAGAGUUCAUGCUUUACACCUUGACCUCCCCUUUCAAAGACAGUAAGAUUGACAUACCUGUGGAUGACUUAACUACUGAAGCGGUGCACAACAACACAGAGAUGCUGCCUGGAAACUGUGCUGCCAACAGAAGAACCACGCCUGUCUGAGAGGACGAUGUACAGGGAUUAAAUACAAGGAACUUCUGUGAAAGAGGAAGAUUAAAUGAAAGGAAGUCCUCGCAAACUCUUGGUGCAAAAAGAGGAAAAAUGUGAGCGUCCUGAAUAGGCCUGCAUCAAUUAAUCAUUCAGAAACUAAUGAAAUAAGUCACAAUGACAAUUCCCUAGAGCCCAGCUUGACUUCCCAAAAUGCUUGUUUUGUCUGACCAAAAGUCCAAAACCCACAGAUAUUCAACUAACAAUGAUACAAAACAAAGAAAUUAAGGUCAACCUUGUGUUUGAGAAGCUGGAAUGGGAGCAUGUGGAUUUUAGAGUGAAAAAUACCUAACUUGGCUCUUUGUAUGCUAUGUCAUAUCCGCAGUAUAUCUGUAGUGUGUGUGAAUGAGUGUGUACAAUAAUGGGAAUGUGUGUAUGCGACAGAAAAUCAUGCAGAGAAAAACAGAAAGGAGGAGCGUUUCGUGAAAAUAAGAAACUAUGACAUAGAAAUACAAGACACACAUAAACAUACAUCUGGGAAUGACAUACAGUAACUAACAAUGUCCUGUUCCUGUCGUCCUUUUUGUGGACCUGAGCUCAAAAUCGAAACCCCAUUAAAAGCAUUAGAGCGCUCUCCA
Etheostoma cragini (Arkansas darter) is the source of this 2070-nucleotide messenger RNA. RefSeq names its product voltage-dependent calcium channel gamma-3 subunit (gene cacng3a). The transcript has 4 exons. Gene Ontology annotation, cellular component: postsynaptic density membrane; AMPA glutamate receptor complex. Gene Ontology annotation, molecular function: channel regulator activity; voltage-gated calcium channel activity. NCBI's taxonomy places the organism in Eukaryota, Metazoa, Chordata, Actinopteri, Perciformes, Percidae. Bases 449 to 1447 code for a protein of 332 amino acids. Gene Ontology annotation, biological process: neurotransmitter receptor internalization; regulation of AMPA receptor activity; calcium ion transport. The record is from RefSeq and is a predicted model, not a curated record.